Molecule: messenger RNA, 2032 nt
Organism: Argiope bruennichi
Lineage: Eukaryota; Metazoa; Arthropoda; Arachnida; Araneae; Araneidae
Product: major facilitator superfamily domain-containing protein 6-like
Exons: 5
Coding region: 346-1971 (541 amino acids)
Cellular component (GO): membrane
Source: RefSeq, a predicted model, not a curated record
ACGCUCUCUUCCGACACCUAGAGCAAAUUUAAGCAUUUUUAUCUUCUCUCUCUUCAUUACCUUCAACUAUUAGAAUUCUUAUUAUUCAGAAAAUAACUUGGAAGCAUGAAAAUAGUUUAUUCAUUGGAUUAAAAUAAAGAAGUGAUCAUACUUUAAAAAAAUUGAGAAAAUUUUUGUAGCUGUAAAAGAAUCAUACAAGCCAUGGAAAAUUAUAGCGGCGUAGAUUUUGUUAGCAGAAGUUAAGUUAUACGUAACAAAUUAAAUGGAGAUGGCGUAUACUUGAUGUGAUUGGAGAUAUUUCUUCACAAUUUGCAAGAGAAUGUGAAAUUCAUCAAUUCAACAAAGAUGGAAUCCCAUUUUAACUUGAAAAUAUCCAACCAACUGCAAUUCAGAAUUUAUAAACCACUUGUGACUUUAAAAAUUUCACUUUUGCUUUGGAAUACAGCGGGAUCAGCUUUAAUUACAUACUUGACACUAUUUUUAAAGCAGAAAGGACUUACUAUAGAAGAAAUAUCUCUUAUUUACCUAACAGCAAAUUUGGUGCAGUUUUUCUUCAGUACAGCUUGUGGCGCUCUCGCUGAUAAAAUAGGACGACCUGUCUCUAUAUCAGUCUUCACUCUGGCAUUCAUUUCGUUUGUUGCUGUAUGCUUGACAUUCAUUCCAGUUGUGAACAAGGCUACUACUUACGAUCUUCAGUCUCUUGACGAAAAAGAUCUGCAUUGUGCCGAAGCAAAAUUUCUUCAUUUCGGAAGCAACCUAACAUGUGAAAAUAUUUAUCUUCCAGAAAACUGCAGGAAAUUCUGUAAAAAGAACAAUACAGAUUUCGAGUAUUGCCAACUUGAUUUUAAUUAUGAGAUUCUUCAGAGUGAAAUAGAUGGAACUGUUUCAUUUUUCAAUUACUUCAAUGAGACUCGUAGCGAUAUAAAAUUGUGUUCAAGCAAUUUUACGAAAAUGGUUUUAGUUGGAAAUGACUAUAACUCUCUUUGUGAAGCAUAUGAUAAAGUUUGUGAAAAAUCGUGUAGUAAAUACAGAUUUCCCCAUGAAAACAGAAUAAGAUAUGUUUUAUUGUACUCAUUGGUAAUAAUUCUGCUUCUAACUGCUCAUGAAAAUAUGUUCCGUUUUGUUGACGUAUUGACUUUAGCUAUGAUAAGGUUUCAGAAUGCAGAAUACGGCAAGCAAAAAAUAUGGGGUACUAUCGGUUCAUUACUAGGUCCGUCGCUCGCUGCUUUAGUUCUGUACUUAACAAACGUUUCAGAGCAAGACACAAAUUAUAUUUUCAUACUAUAUUUGUAUGCAUUUCUGGCUGUGGUAACAUUAAUAGCUGUCAUUACUUUAGAUGUCAAAAGGCAAGAACCUGUGAAGAAAAUGUUUAAAUCUGCUACAAUACUCUUCAAGAAACUAGAUUUCUUGUUGUUCACUUUUGUUCUUCUGGUUCUUGGUGCUACUUGGGGAUUUCAGGUAAGCUUUAAAAAUGUAUACUUGGUUGAUGUAGGAACAUCAACGUAUCUAAUCGGCCUUAUAGAUACUUUUGCUGCCGUAUGCGGACUGCCUGUGCUUUUUACAUCAAAAUGGCUUACUAAGAAGAUAGGAAAUACCAACAUCUUCGUUUUAGCUCUUUUAUGCCAUGGAUUAAAGUGUAUAGGGUAUUCUUAUCUUACGGAAGCAUGGCUAGCUUUCUUGCUGGAGCUAACAUCUGCUAUCAAUUUUCAUCUUGUCUGGGUAGCGGUCAUGGAAUAUUGCAAUGAAAUUUCACGAGAUCUCAAGGCCACUGUCAUUGCUUUUGCUGGUGCGGUUCACUUCUCUCUAGGCCGCGCUUCUGGAAGUGCUAUUGGUGGUCUUUUGAUGAGUACAUAUGGCGGAAGCACAGCAUUCCAAGUGAUGGCAGCUGUCUGUGGCGUAACAGCUCUUUUUUACUCUGUCUACUUGUACAAUAAGCACGUGAAAAUGAAGAGAAGCCUUUCGAAGUAUUAAAUUUCAGAGUCCAAAAUUCUUUAUGUGUUAUUUUAAAUAAUAAAUAUACUUAUACUACUCA